UCUUCAAUUCCCAACUACUUCACAAAUUUUCACUCUCUUCUCUUCACCGCCACCGCACCGGAGAUCCCAUUCAGUCACAGAAACUUCAAAAUCAAGGAGAAGAAAUGGUUUGCUUUUGCUUUUUGGUGGAUCAAACUCGUCAAGUGAGGCGGAGCAAACCGGCGGCCGGACUUUGUUCUAGAUGUGGAGGCGGAGCAAGCGUCGCGGAUAUGAAGACGGCCACCAGGUUCUGCCAUGUUCCGUUCUACUGGAAAUCGUGGAGAGCUGUUAUGUGUACUUUCUGUGGCGCCAUUCUUAAAUCUUACCACUGAUUAGAAGUAUUAGAGAGAUUUGCGGAAUUCAAUUACACAUUGACAUCGAAGCCUCCUGAUCUGAUUUUCGGAAUUCUAUGAAAUUGAUUUGUUGAUUGAUUUAGCUCUAGUGUUGAUUUCAACAUUAAUUCUAAAUAUAUUUUUGGCUCAGUUGAAAGUCGAAACUGUGGAGAUCUGUUUGUGUUGGCUCUAUAUCCUUUAUUGAUUGAUCUACUAUUAUAUCUCAUCUCUGGUUUGAUUUCAAA
Messenger RNA from Cynara cardunculus var. scolymus (artichoke), 556 nucleotides. RefSeq lists its product as uncharacterized. The coding region runs from base 105 to 311 and encodes 68 amino acids. The record is from RefSeq and is a predicted model, not a curated record. Lineage: Eukaryota; Viridiplantae; Streptophyta; Magnoliopsida; Asterales; Asteraceae. The transcript has a single exon.